Messenger RNA from [Torrubiella] hemipterigena, 2286 nucleotides. The record is from the annotation of a GenBank genome assembly. NCBI's taxonomy places the organism in Eukaryota, Fungi, Ascomycota, Sordariomycetes, Hypocreales, Clavicipitaceae.
GGCCACCAAACUCACCACAACUCGCCACCCAGGAUGAGUUCGAAUACAAAAGACUCUUCCAAAGGGCACGGAAAGAACAAGCCGUCACUAACAAAAGCAUCACGGCCACGCUCCUCCACCAAAGGUCCUCUCGAUGUUGAAGAUGACCCGUUAUCAUCACCCGCUAGCUCAGCGCCCAUGAGCCCUUCUCCCGCACAGCUCAGCCCUAACCCAAACAGCACCAUCCGACGAUCCACCUCCAAACCACUUCCCCAAGAUCCGUCGUCUCCCAUUGCCAACAUUGGCGAAAACAGACAAAAUGACUUUUCUUUCCUUCUCCGCCCAGAGAUCUACCACCCCCUGACGCCACUAAACGUCCCGCAAGCCUUUCGGACGUCAGCGAAACAGCCAAACCCAAACUCAUCGCCAGAGGAGCUGCUGGCAAAGGGCCAUUUCCGAGCUGCCGCUAUCGCUGCCGUUCAAGAGCUAACGGGAUCAAGUGCGGUAGGCGGCCUGGAUCCCCGCAACUCGAAGCGCAUCUUUGACUUGCUCUACGUACGCCUGGCAUGCCUCACCCUGAUAGAGGCAACGCCGCUGGCUGCACAAGAAGUCAAGGCACUGGAGGAUUUGAACAGUGUACGAACCUAUGUCGAUGAGGCGACAGGCGAGCAUCUUGUCCCAUGGGAGCUGCGCGUGCUCAACGUGCGUCUGCAAGCCCUGGGCUUUGGUGACCCAAGACGCGCCGUCAUGAGCUACCACGACCUGGCAAGGGAAGCUCGGCAACAGGUAACCAAGGCAGCUGGCAAGCACGACAACUCGGCCACUGAGCUGUGGAAAGUCCGCCUUCAUGAUCUAGGCAUCAAGGUGGCUAGCGCUCUGAUUGGUAUGGAUGAUUUGUCAGGCGCUGCGCACCACCUCAAGACGCUUCGUAGCCGUGGUGACGGCAAGCUGGAGCUUUCCAAGGCGCUCUUGUGGCUGCAUUUGGGCAGUUCUGACAAUGCAAGGGAAUGCGCGGAGCGAUGCACAGACAAUAAGAUGACAGAAGAGAUUAUCCAAGCUCUGUGCGAUAUGGCCGAGGCGGAAUACGAGCUCGCACUGAGCCGUUGGCGAGAUUUAUUGGAUAACAGCGGCAAAGGCGACGAGAUGAUUAGUGUAAAUGCGGCCGUUUGCUUGCUAUAUCUGGGACGCAUACAAGAGGGACGGGAUCUGCUGGAACAACUGGUCGACUCGGGACUCUCGUCUCACACACUCUUGUUUAACUUGUGCACAAUGUACGAACUUUGCACAGAGAAGAAUAAGGUUCUCAAGGUCAAGCUAACAGAAAAGGUGGCGGGAUUGCAAGAGUCGCCGCUGGGAUGGGAGAAGACAAAUGCAGACUUCAAACUGUAGGGGUAUUAAGCGUAUAAAAAGGGCGGGCAAUAGACUAUAUGUACAUGUUUGUCGUUUUACAAUUCAUCCUUUUCAACCUUCUCCUCGGUCUUUCCCUCAACCCUCUCCUGAGUCUCCUCGCCCGCCGCUUCGUCUGUUUUGUCGUCCGUUGCGGCAUCCUCGGCGUCUUCUGCCUCUGGUACAGCCGUCUCCUCGAUAUAUUGAACAGGGCAGUCUGUUGUCGGCGUGGGCACUUCGGACUGUGUAAAUCCACAUUCCUUGCUCUUGUGCAGCGUGCUCAUAAUGUUGGAUGCCCAUGAGUUGAUGUCCUUGGAGAAGCUAUCAAUCUCGCUCUUGAGACGGACAGGUGCCGUCAUGGGGCAUUGGCCAUCGAUUUGUCCAGCGGAGAGGGCGUCGAUAAAGUCGGGAGCAGGUGUCGGGAUGAUUUCCAUGGCCUGGAUGAGGAGGUUUGCACAGCCCUCGUCCUGGGCUUCUGUUCCGGCGGCGACCUGCGCUGCGUGGUGCUCUUCGAUGAUGGAGCCCAUGAGGAGGUUGUAUUCAAAGGCGGUGACGGCGCCGGCCAAUGCGGCGGCGAGGAGAGUGGCGCGCAUUGUCCCGGUAUUGGUCGAGAGAAUUGACUGUAGCAAGGUGUGCGAUGAUGAUGUGAAGGCGAGGAAAUUGGGAAUGUGAGAAGAAGACAACGAGACCUGGUCUUGUGCUGCUGUGGGGGGUUUGAGGGGCAGCUCUCUUUUUUUCAGCGGGGCGGCGUGAGGGGUUUAGCGGGAGAGCUACAGGGGGUGGUGCAGGUGCUGUUAGUGGGCGACAGGGGAUGGAUUUAGGGCGUGGCUGGGGAUGCUGCUGAGGUGUUGCAAGGGAGAUUGCUGCAGGAGAUGUGUAAUACAAAUAAAAUAAUAAAAAUUCUUAAAGAGGAUAUGCAUG